Lampris incognitus (smalleye Pacific opah) is the source of this 4519-nucleotide messenger RNA. RefSeq names its product lysyl oxidase-like 3b (gene loxl3b). The coding region runs from base 221 to 2671 and encodes 816 amino acids. Gene Ontology annotation, cellular component: membrane. Lineage: Eukaryota; Metazoa; Chordata; Actinopteri; Lampriformes; Lampridae. The record is from RefSeq and is a predicted model, not a curated record. Gene Ontology annotation, molecular function: copper ion binding; protein-lysine 6-oxidase activity. Gene Ontology annotation, biological process: peptidyl-lysine oxidation. The transcript has 15 exons.
GCUUGUACAGCUGGCGGUUUGCGCAGAGAGCGCCUGGCGGACGUAAUUGGCUCUUAAGGUGGACCGCUGGCCCCGCGGGUUGGACGCGUCUCGUUGGCGCGACUUGGACGUCUUUGCUUCUGCGUUAUCUUCGUUUAUCUUCGGAUAGACGGCGAAGACGGGACCCCGCCGGAUCCGGUGCAGCCGUUAUAAGCUCGCCAAACUGCCGUUAGAAGCUGAGAUGAUGGAGAGGUCAAGACGCCCGCAACAGUUGGCUCUCGGCCUUCUGUUCUGGGUUUGGCUGCCUUCCUGCCUCGCACAGACCACACCGUCGACUGCGACCACCACCCCGGCCACCACCCCGGCCACCGCCACGCGCACCCCCCAGCCCCAGAGCGAGCGUCUGAGGUUCAGACUGGCGGGAUACCCGCGUAAACACAACGAGGGGCGGAUCGAGAUUUUCUACAAGGGCGAGUGGGGCACCAUCUGUGAUGACGACUUCUCCCUGACGAAUGCCAACGUGCUCUGCCGCCAACUGGGCUUUGUCUCAGCCACGGGUUGGACCCACAGUGCCAAAUACGGCAAGGGCCAAGGGAAAAUCUGGCUGGACAACGUGCUGUGCAACGGAGGUGAGAAGAGCAUCGAGUUGUGUAAGUCUCGCGGCUGGGGCAACAGCGACUGCACUCACGAUGAGGAUGCAGGGGUGGUGUGCAAGGAUGAGCGGAUCCCCGGCUUUGUGGACUCCAAUGUCAUCGAUGCGAAUGUUGUGGAGGAGAACAGCGUCGAGGAGGUGCGCCUGAAGCCCGUGGUCGCCAUGGCCAAAAAGAAGAUGCCCAUCUCGGAGGGCGUGGUGGAGGUGAAGCACAAAGACGGUUGGGUGCAGAUCUGCGACCUCGGGUGGACGGUCAAAAACACACGCGUGGUCUGUGGCAUGUUGGGAUUCCCACACGAGAGGAAGGUCAACAAGAACUUCUACAAGCUGUACUCAGAGCGUCAGAAGCAUCAUUACCACAUCCACUCGGUGGCCUGCACAGGCACAGAGGUCCACCUGGCAGCCUGCCCCCUGGAGUUCACCAAGCCCAACGCCACCACCACCUGCCAGGGCGGCAUGCCGGCCGUGGUCAGCUGUAUAGCAGGGCCGCUGUUCACGCAAAGCAGCAGCUUAAAGAAGAAAAUGAAAACUGCGACCAACUUGAGACUGAAGGGCGGUGCCAAGAUCGGGGAAGGCCGUGUGGAGGUGCUGAAGGAUAAUGAGUGGGGGACGGUAUGCGAUGACCGCUGGAGCCUCCAGUCAGCCAGCGUGGUCUGCAGGGAGCUGGGCUUUGGCAGUGCCAAGGAGGCCCUUACCGGAGCCCGCAUGGGACAAGGAAUGGGCCCAAUCUACAUGAAUGAGGUGAAGUGUCUAGGUCAUGAGCGGUCCAUAUGGAAUUGUCCCUAUAAGAACAUCACAGCAGAGGACUGUAAGCACAUGGAGGAUGCCGGCGUGAGGUGCAACAUACCCUACAUGGGAGUCGAGACCUCGAUCCGUAUCACAGGAGGACGCACUCGCUACGAGGGCCGCGUGGAGGUGAUGGGCACGGACUCCAACGGGACCCGGAGUUGGGGCCUGAUCUGUGGAGAGGACUGGGGCACCAAGGAGGCCAUGGUGGCCUGCCGGCAGUUGGGCUUGGGCUACGCUAACCAUGGCAUGAAAAUCCGGAUAGCGGGCGGCCGGACCACUUAUGAGGGCCGGGUGGAGGUUCAGGUUGGGUCCAGGUGGGGCACAGUGUGCAGCACAGGCUGGACCACCAAGGAAGCCAUGGUGGUUUGCAGGCAGCUAGGGCUGGGCUACUCCAUGCAUGCCAUCACUGAAACCUGGUACUGGGACAGCAGCAACGUGACGGAGAUGAUCCUGAGCGGGGUGAAGUGCAGUGGAAACGAGAUGAUGCUGAGUCAGUGCCAGCACCACAAAACCGUCACCUGUCAGAGGGCGGCGGCCAAGUUCGCCGCCGGGGUCAUCUGUUCCGAAACUGCAUCUGACCUGGUCCUGAAUGCCCCGCUGGUCCAGCAGACGGUCUACAUUGAGGACCGGCCGCUGCACAUGUUGUACUGCGCUGCCGAGGAGGACUGCCUGUCUAAAUCCGCCGCCAGUGCCAACUGGCCCUACGGACACCGACGCCUGCUCCGCUUCUCCUCCCAGAUCCACAACAUCGGCCGGGCUGACUUCAGACCCAAGGCUGGACGGCACUCCUGGGUCUGGCACGCCUGCCAUGGCCACUAUCACAGCAUGGAUAUCUUCACCCAUUAUGAUCUGCUGAGCGCUAACGGGAGCAAAGUGGCCGAGGGACACAAAGCCAGCUUCUGUCUGGAGGACACAGACUGUGAUGAGGGUGUCUCUAAGAGGUAUGAGUGCGCCAACUUUGGUGAGCAAGGCAUCACCGUGGGAUGCUGGGAUUUGUACCGCCACGACAUCGACUGCCAGUGGAUCGACAUCACAGACGUCAAGCCUGGAAACUACAUCCUACAGAUUGUGAUAAAUCCAAAUUUUGAAGUGGCUGAAAGUGACUUCACCAAUAACGCCAUGAAGUGCAACUGCAAGUAUGACGGUCACCGUAUCUGGCUCCAUAACUGCCAUAUAGGAGACGCCUUCAGCGAGGAGGCCGAGAGACGGUUUGAGAAGUACCCCGGGCAGCUGAACAACCAGAUCUCCUAAUCACCGCACCAGCGACCCAGCCUCCUCGCACCACGGGGGUCAGUCAGCACGGGCUUUGAACAUAGAAACUAAAUGUGUCGCUCCCGAGAAGUGAGCCGCCAAACCACCCGGCCAGCUUCCCUUUGUGUAUCUGCCCGUCGUUUCCCAGUAGGAGUCAUAAAACCCGUCCUAGUAUUAUUGUCUAACGGCGCGCGUGGCGCGCCUCUGAGUUGUUAUACUUGAAUAUUCGAGUGCUAUUCAUGUUUUUGUUUUGUUUUUUACUUGUUCAAAUUGUGAGCGAACGCUACAGCUUGUUACACAAUAGGAAUAAACACAUUUUUUUUGUUUUUGUAUGACUGUUGUCAAACGUACAGCCUGCUAAUCGAAUGUUCCGGUUCUGAGAUGUGAACACACAUAGACAGCUCGUAUGUCAUUUCCAUUGUACUCUUUAUUCUAUUUUUUAUAGACACGUUUUAUUGUACGAGAGGCGAACAGGUUUAGAACUGCACCCCUGUCCGAGAGGCGAACAGGUUUAGAACUGCACCCCUGUCCGAGAGGCGAACAGGUUUAGAACUGCACCCCUGUCCGAGAGGCGAACAGGUUUAGAACUGCACCCCUGUCCGAGAGGCGAGCAGGUUUAGAACUGCACCCCUGUCCGAGAGGCGAACAGGUUUAGAACUGCACCCCUGUCCGAGAGGCGAACAGGUUUAGAACUGCACCCCUGUCCGAGAGGCGAACAGGUUUAGAACUGCACCCCUGUCUGAGAGGUGAACAGGUUUAGAACUGCACCCCUGUCCGAGAGGUGAACAGGUUUAGAACUGCACCCCUGUCCGAGAGGCGAACAGGUUUAGAACUGCACCCCUGUCUGAGAGGUGAACAGGUUUAGAACUGCACCCCUGUCCGAGAGGUGAACAGGUUUAGAACUGCACCCCUGCCCGAGAGGUGAACAGGUUUAGAACUGCACCCCUGCCCGAGAGGUGAACAGGUUUAGAACUGCACCCCUGACCGAGAGGUGAACAGGUUUAGAACUGCACCCCUGCCCUUGUUGGUACAGUCAGCAGCGGAGCACAGCGGGUGAAUUCUCUGGCCGACCAUUAACACGAGUUCACACCGGGCGAGCUGAGCGGGACCGGCCCGUUAGCACGGCGUUCCAGCUCUGGACCCCCCCCCCCCCCGCUGCCCAGUCCGUCACGUGGAGGCCACGGAGGAACUCCACGUGGGAGGACUCCGCGCGGAAGGACUCGCGGCGUGCCUGCGCGUGGCAGCGGGAAGACCUGCCUCCACUCACACAAUCGUUUAUGUUGUAAAUGUAUUUAUUGCCGAUAUCAGGGUGCUCGAGGACAAUAGCGACCGAAGAACGCUUGUCUCCUUCGUCACGAUGGUAACAACGUUUGCUCGCCGCCGCCGCCGUCGUGUUCGCGUCCCGUCUGCUCCUGUCGCGCGAGCGCUUUUCCAUCUCUGCGAGCUGCCGGCUCCAGGGCCGUGACGUGGACGACUUUGGGCAACAGCGAAACCCCCCAAAACGCCCUCCGGACUUGCUGUAUGUAUGCCGAGCUUAACCAAAUAUGCUGCACCAAAUAAAUAAAACAAGUCAAGAAAUAACGUAUCGAAAUGUUGUUCAUUAGAAAGGACAUGGGUUGUUUGGAGCCACGAUUUGCCCUCAGUGCCAUCUACAUAUCUGAUACUGUCACGUGGAAACUUUGGCAGUUGAUUUAUACUAAAAGUUCGCCAGUUCGAAUCCCCCUGUUACCCUCCGGCUUGGUCGGGCGUCCCUACAGGCACAAUUGGCCGUGUCUGCGGGUGGGAAGCCGGAUGUGGGUAUGUGUCCUGGUCGCUGCACUAGCGCCUCCUCCGGUCGGUCGGGGCGCC